Molecule: messenger RNA, 1194 nt
Organism: Lolium perenne
Lineage: Eukaryota; Viridiplantae; Streptophyta; Magnoliopsida; Poales; Poaceae
Product: protein-tyrosine-phosphatase IBR5
Biological process (GO): negative regulation of MAP kinase activity; auxin-activated signaling pathway; abscisic acid-activated signaling pathway
Cellular component (GO): nucleus
Molecular function (GO): MAP kinase phosphatase activity
Source: RefSeq, a predicted model, not a curated record
AAAUAAAAUAAGAAGAGACAGAAACGCAAACGCAAACGCUUCUUCUCUCUCUUGAAGUUCCUCCAGGCAUCUCCGAUUGGAUUCGAUCACUGCCGUAGCGGCUGUUCCGAUCUCGAUCUCGAUCGGAAGGGGAUGAGGAAGCGGGAGCGUGAGAACCCGUGCGGGAUCUGCGGGCAUUACCACAGGUACGAGGAGGGGGAGCCGUGCGGGGUGUGCGGCCACCGCCCGCCGGUGCUCGCACCGGCGGGCGUUCCCCGGCAGGACUCGGCGUUCCCCUCGGAGAUUCUCAAGGACUUGCUCUUCCUCGGCAGCUACGACAACGCCUCCCGCUCCGAGCUGCUCAAGACCCUGGGCAUCUCCCACAUCCUCAACACCGUCCCUUUCUGCCAAAACCUUUACCGGAAUUCCUUCACUUAUCACUGCCUUGAAGAUGGCAAGACUUUGCAGUUUGAUGAUGCAAUCCAGUUUCUAGAACAGUGCGAGAGGGAUAAAACACGAGUUCUUGUCCAUUGCAUGUCAGGGAAGAGUAGGUCAGCUGCAUUUGUGAUAGCCUUCUUGAUGAAGUCCAGAGGCUGGCGACUUGCACAAUGUUAUCAAUGGGUGAAAGAACGGAGACCACAAGUUCAACUGGCUGAUGCGGCACAGCUGCAGUUGAUUGAGUAUGAGCAGAAACUUUUUGGCUCCAAUGUUGGCAUGGCAGCUCAAUCUUUUUCUCCAACAGAUUCUACUUUCCCUUCACUUGGAUUUGGUUUUCCAAAACCAACAGGUGACAUCCAGGUGCCCACCUUCAAUCAGCAUACUCCAGCCUCCAUCUUUGAGCGUGUCAGCUCCAACAACAUCCCAAGUAAUUUCACAUUUGGAGCUGAAAAAGUUUCCGAAGUGAAGCUUCCAGACAGCGGUAACGUUGGUGUGGCCAACUUGGCCGGGAGUGAAAGCAUGAUGGACAGCUCCUAGGUCGCUUUGUAAACAGUAUAAAUGUAUCAAUCGAUGCAUCAACUCAUGUUUCUUGGGAUAGUUUAGAUUUCUAGGUAGAAAGGUUGUAAAUUUUUGUACUGACUUCUACACUAUGUGCAAGUGUUUCGUCCAUUGAUACAAUCUACACUUAAGAGGUCUCAUAUGUGCUUCUAUUCAACUUCUGUAACGUAAUUCACAUGGAACUGAAGUUACGCUGGAAAAAGUGGUAGAAGUUUUAUA